This is a messenger RNA of Macrobrachium nipponense, 2193 nucleotides long. Its product is annotated as integumentary mucin C.1-like. The transcript has 11 exons. The record is from RefSeq and is a predicted model, not a curated record. The coding region runs from base 452 to 1954 and encodes 500 amino acids. Lineage: Eukaryota; Metazoa; Arthropoda; Malacostraca; Decapoda; Palaemonidae. Gene Ontology annotation, molecular function: signaling receptor activity.
UUGUUUGUGUUUGUUUGAAUGGAUAGUUAACGAGCGAAUUGCUAGUUCGGCGAGCGCUUGUUGUGGCUGUUGAGUUCGGUCGCGGGUUGUGUCUGUAUUUGACAGUCAUGAAGUGAGGCAGUUUUUUUGUGAGUCAGUCUUGGAUCAGUCUGUACUGGACAAUAUAGUCGACAGCAGUCUUGGAAGAUAGCAUUGGAUGGACAGUCAUGAAUCAGUGGGUAGCGGUAAAGACAGCCAAUUAUCGCUUCCCGUUUCCUGAAAUGCCUAGUCUCUCUGGGCGACGAGCUGUUUGUUUGCUACGCCAUUCCACUGAAUUGAGCAGAGUCCAGUCUAAGAGCCUCUGAGUCAGUCAGCUGAAGCAGGCAACUCCAAGCAGUCGGAACGGGUCUUCUUCCUGUCGUUUCUGAGGGGCUUUGCUGACAAGGACAUUCCAUCAUCUAGGCUGGCUGUCAUGGCUUGCAAUGGGAGAGGAGGAGGUGUUUCACCCACAAGGGGACUUGGACGGUCUCUUCUUCCCUCCAACCUAACGCGGAUCAUUGCUGUCGUCUUGGUGACGCUGCUUCUUCCUAAAGACGCCUUGGCCAAACGCCCGGUCGUUUUCAAGGUCGGAUGGACCCUUCCACAGCAAUUCAUUGCCCUCGAGGAGAAGGAAGCGUCAUCAUGUCACUGUCGAAUUAAGUGCAUGAUAAACAUGUCGUGUACGGCUCUCAGCAUUCUGGUUAACAAAGAAACUGGAGUUGCCAACUGCCUCUUCAGUAAUGAGAUUAUUCCUCUGGAUGCACUCUCAAAGGACGACUCCACAUACACUUGGGUUCACAAUGCCACAGUUACCACUGACAAUGAGGCAACGAGUUCCAACGCAAGCGAGACAACAACCAUCACAGCUGCACCUGGGUCAACUUCAACCAGUAUCUCUGCGGGCACUACCACCCCUGCAACAACCACACAAACAGCUACAAGUACCCCUGCAACAACCACACAAACAGCUACAAAUACCCCUGCAACAACCACACAGCCAUCUACAACUACCCCUGCAACAACCACACUGACAGCUACAACUACCCCUGCAACAUCUACAACUACCCCUGCAACAACCACACAGACAGCUACAACUACCCCUGCAACAACCACACAAACAGCUACAACUACCCCUGCAACAACCACACUGACAGCUACAACUACCCCUGUAACAUCUACAACUACCCCUGCAACAACCACACAGACAGCUACAACUACCCCUGUAACAACCACACAAACAGCUACAACUACCUCUGCAACAACCACACAAACAGCUACAACUACCUCUGCAACAACCACACAAACAGCUACAACUACCCCUGCAACAACCACACAAACAGCUACAACUACCCCUGCAACAACCACACAAACAGCUACAACUACCCCUGCAACAACCACACCAACAACCACAACCACUCCUUCAACAACUGACUCAGAGGCAACUUCAACCACUACUUCUCUGGGAACGACCACUUCUGUAACGACCACACAAACUACAACAACUGACACAACAACUGGACCCAUAGUAUGCCGCAGUAGCUGGAUAGUAAACGGAGCUUCUUGCUACCUCUUCAGCGAUGUAACUGCGACCUGGGAGGCAGCCAAGCAAAACUGCAUCGACAUGAAGAGUAAUUUGACAGUGAUCACUAGUGAUGACGAAUACAAUUUUCUUUCAGAUAAGGUUGUGGUUCGUGCAUGGAUUGGGAUGUAUUCCCCAUAUUUAAACACGACAUUUUUGUGGAUUGACGGCACUACUCCAACUAUAAACAAAUGGGGGAACGGUCAACCUAGCAAUUCUGGAGGUGGAGAAUACUGUGCCGAAAUUUUAAAAGAUAUAAACGGAUGGAAUGAUGCGUCAUGCACGAUGACUAUAAGUUACAUCUGUGAAUACCAGCUGGACACUGCGCCCUCAAUGAGGCAGGAGCGGUCAGUAUAAACGUGCUGCUUCGAAGAGGACCACCAAAACUGCUAUGGAUACGACUUCGUCUUUCUGAUGUUUUUGUUUUUAUAUGUAAAUGACUUGACAUUCAUUUUAGAUGUUUAGAUACAUGAGUAAGAAUGUAAAGAGAAUAUAUAUUACAUGUAUGUAUUUAUUCAUGGAAACGACUGAUUUUUUGAGGUAUGUAUCAAUUUAGAGUAGGAAAAAUCUACAAGAAAAUAAAUAUAUUGCAAGUU